Molecule: messenger RNA, 1695 nt
Organism: Pseudomassariella vexata
Lineage: Eukaryota; Fungi; Ascomycota; Sordariomycetes; Amphisphaeriales; Pseudomassariaceae
Product: Pyruvate/Phosphoenolpyruvate kinase-like domain-containing protein
Exons: 2
Coding region: 472-1392 (306 amino acids)
Molecular function (GO): catalytic activity
Source: RefSeq, a predicted model, not a curated record
AGUAGGUUGUCAAUAUUCCCGUCCUCUUACUCCACCUGCUGCCAAAGCAUCUAGCCAAGCAUUUGCACAUAUACUCUUGAAAGCUUGGCGAAGGUCUAACAUCUAGGACCCGGAAACCGACGCUAACAACUUUGUCCAGGGUCUAGAAUCAAAUCAGACUGCCUGCCAAUCUACAAAGUACAGACGAUCAAGAUCCAUAUCCCGAUCUGGUCCCCACCAAGUCCACUUGCUUAGUCGUCUAGAGAAAAAACCCAUCGGUGAAGUCAUUAUUGCGGAAAGCUUAGAGGUUCCGAAAGCGGAGGGGGCGAAGUGAUCUGCUUUGCCGGACUAUGUGUUGGAGUGAAUUUGUCUCUGUUGUUGUGAAGUUUAUCAGACAGGUCGUAUUUUUUAUAAUUGUGCCUACAAAUUCGACCCAGCCAUCACAUCAAACAGACUACCAAACCGUCAACUACACAUCAGAACCUCGAGACAAUGGCGCAACUUAAGGGUGCCGCACAGCUCCGGAAAUACCUCGCCGACCCCGACAAGAUCGUCGUCUGCCCCGGCGUCCACGAUGGCCUCACAGCCCGCAUGGCCCUGAACGUCGGAUUUGACGCACUCUACAUGACUGGCGCUGGCACUGCCGCCUCCCGCCUAGGCCAGCCCGACCUAGGUCUCACCACGGUCGAUGACAUGGCCACCAACGCGGGCAUGAUAGCCGGCCUGGACCGCAACGUGCCCGUCAUCGCCGACGCGGACACGGGAUUCGGCGGACCCCUCAUGGUAGCCCGCACAACGGAAAAAUACAUCCUGCAGGGCGUAGCCGCGUUCCAUAUCGAGGAUCAGGUGACCACGAAACGGUGCGGUCACCUAAGGGGCAAGGAGCUCGUCGACGUGAACACGUACUGCGCGCGGAUCCGGGCCGCGGCCGCGGCGCGCAAGGAGAUGGGAAGCGACAUCAUGAUUAUUGCGCGGACGGACUCGCUGCAGUCUCUCGGGUACGAGGAGGCGGUUAGGAGACUGAAAGCGGCGGUCGAGGCGGGCGCGGACGUGGCGUUUUUGGAGGGGAUGACAACGAAGGAGGACAUGGCGAAUGUGGUCAAGGAUAUGGCGCCCACGCCGUGUUUUCUGAACAUGGUGAGUGGGGGUGUGACACCAUUGGUGAAUGCCGACGAGGCAAAGCGGAUGGGGUAUAAGAUUGUGAUCUGGCCCCUGGCGGGCAUGACGGCAGUGUAUUUGGGAAUGAGGGAUUUCUGCCGGGAGUUGAAGAGCACGGGCGAGAUUAAAGAGAGGUAUACCGAGGAUGGGAAGAUUGAUGGAGGGGUUGGAGAUUGUUUCGAGCUCUGUGGGUUGUCCAAGUGUGGUGAGUUUGACCAGAUGGUAGGUGGAACGAGCUUUGCGAAGGGUGCGUAGGGAAGGGAUGUAAUAGUGAAAACAUAUGAGUGUAUUUUCGUAACUUUGAAUCUGACAUCAGGAGAGAUACAGUCCGAGUCUCAGAUCCAACUUAUCAAGAUUGACCUUGUCUGUUUCAUUGUUACCACUGGGUAAUGACAAUGGUCGUAACGAUGGUAAAUCUGUGUCAUUGGCCUUUGUGAGAAUCGCCUCGAGCAGAGUCUCAAUCUCAGUGACCUGAGAUGCCAACUCGGGAACCUUUCGUUUCCUCAACUUAUCCAGGUCUUCAUAAGCAAUGGACCGCUCCGUCGGUAGGAGAGGGCG